Messenger RNA from Rhinolophus ferrumequinum (greater horseshoe bat), 4456 nucleotides. It is a transcript of the gene SLC12A1, whose product is annotated as solute carrier family 12 member 1. The coding region runs from base 9 to 3308 and encodes 1099 amino acids. The transcript has 26 exons. Gene Ontology annotation, biological process: potassium ion homeostasis; sodium ion homeostasis; potassium ion import across plasma membrane. NCBI's taxonomy places the organism in Eukaryota, Metazoa, Chordata, Mammalia, Chiroptera, Rhinolophidae. The record is from RefSeq and is a predicted model, not a curated record. Gene Ontology annotation, cellular component: membrane. Gene Ontology annotation, molecular function: sodium:potassium:chloride symporter activity.
UUUGGAAGAUGUCACUGAACAACUCUUCCAACGUAUUUCUGGAUUCAGUGCCCAGUAAUACCAAUCGCUUUCAAGUUAAUGUCAUACCCGAGAGCCAUGAGAGCAGUGCAGCAGCGGCUAACAACACCGACCCUCCACAUUAUGAGGAAACUUCUUUUGGGGAUGAAGCUCAGAACAGAUUCAGAGUCAGCUUUAGGCCUGGGAAACAGGACUGCUAUGACAAUUUCCUCCAAAAUGGAGAAACUGCUAAAACAGAUGCCAGUUUUCAUGCUUAUGAUUCUCACACAAACACAUACUACCUACAAACCUUUGGCCACAACACCAUGGAUGCUGUUCCGAAAAUCGAGUACUAUCGCAACACCGGCAGCGUCAGUGGGCCCAAGAUCAACCGACCCAGCCUGCUUGAGAUUCACGAGCAACUUGCAAAGAAUGUGGCAGUGACCCCUGGUUCAGCUGACAGGGUUGCUAAUGGUGAUGGGAUGACUGGAGAUGAACAAGCUGAAAACAAAGAAGAAGAUCAAUCCGGUGCUGUGAAGUUUGGAUGGGUGAAAGGUGUGCUGGUAAGAUGCAUGCUGAAUAUCUGGGGUGUCAUGCUCUUCAUUCGCCUCUCCUGGAUUGUUGGAGAAGCUGGAAUUGGUCUUGGAGUUCUCAUAAUUCUUCUUUCCACCAUGGUAACUUCUAUUACUGGGUUGUCAACUUCCGCAAUAGCAACUAACGGGUUUGUUCGUGGAGGUGGGGCCUACUAUCUUAUUUCCAGAAGCUUAGGGCCUGAGUUUGGUGGGUCUAUAGGCUUGAUCUUUGCUUUUGCCAAUGCGGUGGCUGUUGCUAUGUAUGUGGUGGGAUUUGCUGAGACUGUGGUCGACCUUCUUAAGGAGAGUGAUUCAAUGAUGGUGGAUCCAACCAAUGAUAUCCGGAUAAUAGGCUCCAUUACAGUGGUGAUUCUUUUAGGAAUUUCAGUAGCUGGAAUGGAAUGGGAAGCAAAGGCUCAAGUGAUCCUUCUAGUCAUUCUUCUUAUUGCUAUAGCAAACUUCUUCAUUGGAACUGUCAUUCCAUCCAACAAUGAGAAGAAGUCCAGAGGUUUCUUUAACUACCAAGCAUCAAUAUUUGCAGAAAACUUUGGGCCAAGCUUCACAAAAGGUGAAGGCUUCUUCUCUGUCUUUGCCAUUUUCUUCCCGGCAGCUACUGGGAUUCUCGCAGGUGCCAAUAUCUCAGGAGACUUGGAGGAUCCCCAAGAUGCCAUCCCUAGAGGAACCAUGCUGGCCAUUUUCAUCACCACCGUUGCCUACAUAGGAGUUGCUAUUUGUGUAGGGGCCUGUGUGGUCCGAGAUGCCACUGGGAACAUGAACGACACCAUCAUUUCUGGGAUGAACUGCAAUGGUUCAGCAGCCUGUGGGUUGGGCUAUGACUUCUCAAGAUGUCAACACGAACCAUGUCAAUAUGGGCUGAUGAACAACUUCCAGGUCAUGAGCAUGGUGUCAGGAUUUGGCCCCCUCAUCACGGCUGGCAUCUUUUCUGCCACUCUCUCCUCGGCCCUGGCCUCGCUCGUCAGCGCUCCCAAAGUGUUCCAGGCUCUGUGCAAGGACAAUAUCUACAAAGCCCUGCAGUUCUUCGCAAAAGGAUAUGGGAAAAACAAUGAACCGCUGAGAGGAUACGUUCUCACUUUUGUUAUAGCCAUGGCCUUCAUUCUUAUUGCGGAGCUGAACACCAUUGCUCCCAUCAUCUCCAACUUUUUCUUGGCCUCAUACGCACUUAUUAAUUUCUCCUGCUUCCAUGCCUCUUAUGCCAAAUCUCCAGGAUGGAGACCUGCAUAUGGAAUUUACAACAUGUGGGUAUCUCUUUUUGGAGCUGUUCUGUGCUGUGCAGUCAUGUUUGUCAUCAACUGGUGGGCAGCUGUCAUCACCUAUGUCAUUGAGUUCUUCCUCUAUAUCUAUGUGACCUAUAAGAAGCCAGAUGUGAACUGGGGCUCCUCCACACAGGCUCUUUCCUAUGUGAGCGCUUUAGACAAUGCUCUGGAAUUAACCACAGUGGAAGACCAUGUGAAAAAUUUCAGGCCCCAGUGCAUUGUCUUAACAGGGGGACCCAUGACAAGACCUGCUCUCUUGGACAUAAGUCACGCCUUUACCAAGAACAGUGGCCUUUGCAUCUGCUGUGAAGUCUUUGUGGGACCGCGCAAGCUGUGUGUUAAAGAGAUGAACAGUGGCAUGGCGAAAAAGCAGGCCUGGCUUAUAAAGAACAAAAUCAAGGCUUUUUAUGCUGCAGUGGCGGCAGAUUGUUUCAGGGAUGGUGUCCGGAGUCUCCUUCAGGCCUCGGGCUUAGGAAGAAUGAAACCAAACACUCUGGUGAUUGGAUAUAAGAAAAACUGGAGAAAAGCUCCCUUGACAGAGAUUGAAAACUAUGUGGGAAUCAUACAUGAUGCAUUUGAUUUCGAGAUUGGUGUGGUCAUCGUCAGAAUCAGCCAAGGGUUUGACAUUUCUCAAGUUCUUCAGGUGCAAGAGGAAUUAGAGAAAUUAGAACAGGAGAGGCUGGCUCUAGAAGCUACUAUCAAAGACAAUGACUGUGAAGAAGGAAAUGGAGGCAUCCGAGGCUUGUUUAAAAAAGCUGGCAAGUUGAACAUUACUAAGCCCACUGCUAAAAAAGACAGCAGCAUUAACACAAUCCAGUCCAUGCACGUGGGGGAGUUCAACCAGAAACUGGUGGAAGCCAGCACCCAAUUUAAAAAGAAGCAAGGAAAAGGCACAAUUGAUGUUUGGUGGUUAUUUGAUGAUGGAGGUUUAACACUCCUUAUCCCCUAUAUCUUGACUCUCAGAAAAAAAUGGAAAGACUGUAAGUUAAGAAUCUAUGUUGGAGGGAAGAUAAACCGCAUUGAAGAAGAAAAAAUUGCAAUAGCUUCCCUUCUGAGCAAAUUUAGGAUAAAAUUUGCAGACAUCCAUAUCAUUGGUGACAUCAACAUUAAGCCAAACAAAGAAAGCUGGAAAGUCUUUGAAGAGAUGAUAGAACCAUAUUGUCUCCAUGAAAGCUGCAAAGACUCAAUAACUGCUGAGAAAUUAAAGAGAGAAAAUCCGUGGAAAAUUACAGAUGCAGAACUGGAAGCAGUCAAGGAAAAGAGUUACCGGCAAGUUCGGCUGAAUGAACUCUUACAGGAGCACUCAAGAGCUGCUAGUCUCAUAGUCCUGAGCCUUCCAGUGGCAAGAAAAGGAUCGAUAUCAGAUUGGUUGUACAUGGCUUGGUUGGAAAUCCUCACAAAGAACCUCCCUCCUGUCUUACUAGUUAGAGGAAAUCACAAAAAUGUCCUGACAUUUUACUCUUAAAACAUGAAAAAUUAGAACACAUUUUAGCUUAGCGUGUGGAUAAUUAAGAAACGUUCCAAUACUUUAUGUUGUAAAUCCGAUUAUGGUUAUGCGAACCUCUGGAGACUAUCCUACAGCAUUCUAUAUAAACUUUGCCACUUAUUUUUUAUUAGUUAAUGGGAGCUGGGUUUUUUUCUAUCAGCUUAAGGGGGAUUUCAAAGCCAAUGCUACUCCUAGAAAAACAUCUUUAUCAUUGCUGUUGAUAAACAAGAAAAUUAAGCAACCCCAUGCUGGUUUAUGCUCAUGAAAACCACCAACUUGAUUAUAAGCUUCUCCAGGCAACCCUAAUCUUUUGUUUGCUUCUAGGCCCUGUUGAGACCUCAGGCCCCACAGCAGGUUCUUAUUAAAUGCCUAUUGACAGGCUGUAGAGUAACAUGGGUGGUUAUCAAAGGAAAAGACCAGCUGGGCAGGAAACAUGAUUAUACUUGCCCUUCUGAGAGGCUUAUACCUACAAAGAAGAUUUGAAAAUCAAUAACUGAAAACUUUCAGAAGUACUUGAGUCUACAAAAUGUUUAAAGCAGUUACCUACAUAAAGUUAUUUAAUGUAACACAGAUUAUAUACUUAGAGUGAUCUGAGCGAUCAUUGAUAACAUAACGGCUUCACUUUGCUGCUGACUAAAAAGUAUAUUAGCCGGAUUAGAAGACAGCACAUAUUUUAAUCAAAUGAAAUAUAUUCCAUUCAUGAUAUAAACUUUAACUUUCUCCCUAUUAAGUAUUUUGAAAUUUCCAUCAUAGUAUUACUUUACAUAUUUUUUUAAUUAAGUGGUCUGCACAGAUGAAAUCUUCAUAGAUGUUUAGUAAUUGAAAACCAACUACCACAAAUUUUCAAACCGUCAUAAAGAAAUAUAUCCUGAAUCAUAUAUUUAGUUACUUUACAUAGUGAUUGUAUGAAUUUAAAAGAAUAACUAAAAUGUGAAGUGGAAAAGCUUGCAAAAUUUGGAAUAUACGAGUAUUGAUUUUAUUCAUUUUUGUUAGUAGUCCUAUAAUACUUAAUCACAUUGAAAAACCAAAAAAAUUUUAUUUUCUGAUGAAUGCCUUGAUUUUUCUUCCUGACGUGUUUUGACUGUUUAUUCUAACGGAUAAGAUGUAAGGGAAACAAUGAACCUGAA